AUGGACCACAGAAAGAAGUAUGGAAAGAUUUUCAAGUCCCGAUUUGGACCUCAGCUGGUGGUCUCGAUCGCAGACAGGGACCUGUUGGCUCAAGUGCUCAGGGCCGAGGGCCCGGCCCCUCAGAGAGCGAACAUGGAGUCAUGGAAGGAGUACAGAGACAUGAGGGGCAGAUCCACUGGCCUUAUCUCAGCUGAGGGGGACGAGUGGCUGAAGAUGCGGGGUGUGCUCAGACAGCUCAUCAUGCGUCCUAGGGACGUAGCAGUCUUCUCCGAUGACGUGAACCUAGUGGUGGAUGACCUGAUCAAGAGAGUUUGUACUCUGCGUAGCUGGGAGUCUGACGGAGCAACUAUCUACAACGUGAACGACCUCUUCUUCAAAUAUGCCAUGGAAGGUGUGUCAGCUAUUUUGUACGAGUGUCGACUUGGCUGUCUGGAAAACAAGAUUCCCCAGGAAACCCAAGAUUACAUCAGUGCGCUGAACCUCAUGUUCAGCUCCUUCAAGACAACCAUGUACGCGGGCGCCAUCCCCAAGUGGCUCCGACCUCUCAUCCCCAAACCAUGGGUGGAAUUCUGUCAAUCCUGGGAUGGCCUCUUCAAAUUCAGCCGUGUUCACGUUGAUAAGAGGCUCAAAGAUAUCGAGGCCCAGCUGGAGCGGGGAGAAGAGGUGAAGGGGGGACUGCUCACUCACAUGCUCGUCACCAGGGAGAUGAACAUAGAGGAGAUCUACGCCAAUGUAACAGAGAUGCUACUGGCCGGUGUGGACACGACGUCCUUCACUCUUUCAUGGGCCAGCUACCUGUUGGCACAACACCCUCAUGUACAGCAGCAAAUCUUCAAUGAAGUGACGACGGCUCUGGGACCUGGAACCGUUGCCACAGCUGAAGAUAUCUCCCGUCUGCCUCUCAUCAGAGGGCUGGUCAAAGAGACUCUCAGGCUGUUUCCAGUUCUCCCAGGCAACGGAAGGAUUACCCAGGAUGACUUGGUGGUGGGUGGAUACUUCAUCCCCAAAGGGACUCAGUUGGCUCUGUGUCACUACUCCACAUCUAUGGAUGAGCAGGGCUUUGUGGAUGCUUCAGACUUCUGUCCAGAACGCUGGAUACGGAAAGAUUCCACUGAUCGUGUUGACAACUUUGGCUCCAUUCCUUUCGGCUACGGCAUCAGGAGCUGCAUCGGCAGGAGAAUCGCAGAGUUAGAGAUGCAUCUCGCCCUCACAAGGCUCAUUCAGAGGUUCCACAUUGUCCCGUCUCCUCUCUCUGCUGACGUCAAGGCGAAGACCCACGGCCUGCUCUGCCCGGCUGCUCCCAUUCACCUACAGUUCAUCGACAGGGCGAACUAGAUGCUGACUCCUCUGCAUCAGGUCGACUAUACUGUACCUUUUUAAAGUGCUGAUUCGUGCUUGUUUGGGGCAGUGAACCUUCCACUGUUUUUAGAUCUUUAGAGCUCAGACUGAGGUUUUACUCAGCCAAGAAAUGUGUCUCCCCUCAUGUUUGUUAGUGAGGAGCACACAAUCAUAGUACUGGACCAAUAAUGUAAUGAUAAAAAACGUUUUAAAUAUUUAUAUAAUUUGUAUUUGGUAAAAAUCACAUGCAGUUUCUUCGGAUUGUUACUCUUUUCAUUCAUCCUGUUCAAAAUGGAAAGAUGAACUAUAAUCUAUGGUCUUGUAUCCUUUUAUGCUACAACACAUGCAUGUAUAUAAUAAUGUCCCCAUUCACAUUAUUACAUAAACACACUGUGUCCUUAUUAUUACUGAAAGCAAAUCACUGGUAAUGUUCAAGGGCAACCAUGAAUGUUCUGAAAAUGAACUGUUUUAUAAGAAUGUAUAUAAUGAGCUUUAUUUUAUGCUAGUGUUUUCAUUGUGUUGUAAGCCAAAUUAUCUUUAGCAGGUUGUUUUUUUUAUCUCUGUUUAAUCACUACAGUGGCAUUACAUGAUUUCAAUCCAAACAUACUGAAAACGUAUACAUGUGUAGGAAAAAGUCGUGUGACUUUUUAAAAUAAAUAAUUUCAUCAUCCUGAAUGAACCACUAUAAACUAAACAUUUUAUCUCGUGAAAAUCUAUAUUUCUUCACACAAUAUAUUUAGAUAAAAUGUCUGUAAUUUAGUUUUGUUUUGCUGUUUGUGUGACUGAGUAUUUUAUCAGGUCAACUGUUACUGUCCAUUACGAUUUUUAUCGAGAGGGUAAGUGUAUGUUUCAGGAGAACAGACGAGUCGUUGUUGGGUUGUACCAUUUUGAAGGAUCAUGCUGCAUGGACGAUAAGAUUUAUCUUCUCUUUUGUUUAACUGCACCUUUUACUGUAUUAAACAUUGUAUGUUGAUUACAUAUAUAAUUACAAACACAGAGCAAUGUAAAGAAACUAAAAUGGGGAUGUGUAAAUAAAAAACUUCUUAAGUCUG
Paralichthys olivaceus (Japanese flounder) is the source of this 2390-nucleotide messenger RNA. NCBI's taxonomy places the organism in Eukaryota, Metazoa, Chordata, Actinopteri, Pleuronectiformes, Paralichthyidae. The record is from RefSeq and is a predicted model, not a curated record.